UAGCAACAGUUGCCCCGGUGAGGACGAAGCGCCAUAGCCACGGUAGCCCUGGCGACAAGAACCCAGCAACGAGAAUCAACAACAACAGCCUGAAUCCUUGAAAAAAAUAAAAACAAAAAUAUCGGUGGGAAAUUCACUUGGAAUCAGAGUGUCUGAGUCCCAGUUCUCGUGAUGGCCACGACAGGCUACGUUGGGGAGUUGCAGCCCGUGACGACCCAGCCCCAAGGGGCAGUGAGUGGGAGUGUGACGGUGGCUGGACAGUCCUCAGCAUCCGCUGCCCCACACACCGUGGUAGCUCCUACGCAGCAGUUCCUGGCUCAGCUUCAGACCACAGUGGGGGCUCCUGCAGCCGCAGCAGGACACAUCACACCUCCUGCACAAGCCACUCCCACAGCGUCACAGAAGACAGCAGUUGUCCAGGUGGUGCCCACACAGGCUCCUCCCCCCCAGACCCAGUAUGUGACGGCUGAGAUCCAGGGUUCUUCAUCACAGGCCAACAACGCCCAGAACGCCCCCCAGUACAUCGUAGUCACCGUCACAGAGGGCUCUCUCCAUUCAAGUGACUCUGUGUCUGACUCGAGCCCUCCUCCAGCUGUGGUACAGCAGACUGGGGUUCCCACACAGGUGGUGCAGCAGGUGCAAGCAGCACAGCAGAGGUCAGUGGUGCAGGCAACGUCCCAGAUCACAGCCAAGACUGAACAGGGUAUCACCACCCAGCUGAGUGUCACCAAUCUGCAGCCUGUCCACCUCACUCAGGAGGUACAGCAGCAGCUCCAGCAGGUGCCAGUGCAGCAUGUGUACACCAAUCAGGUGCAGUAUGUUGAAGGGGGAGACAACAACUACACCACCAGCACAAUUCGCUCAGGCAGCUUCACCUACACAGACACCCCUCUGUACACUCAGACCACUGCCGCCCCUUACUACGAAGCCCCUCCCACCUCUGGCUCACAGGUCCCCACCACCGGCACACCCCUGACCGUCUCCGUGACAACGGGCUCCACCGGUGGUGUGUCUAUGUACGUGGCUGGCACAGGCCAGAUUGUGGCCAAUCCGGCGGCCACCUCUGGGGGUGGGGCAACGGUGGUGGCGACAGGGGGAACAGCCAAUGGGACUGGGGAAGGGGCGGGGGCUAAUGGAAGCGGGGGCAGCUAUGUGAUCCAGGGGGGGUACAUGCUGAGUGGCAACAGUCAGGGGGGCUACUCCACCCACAACGCCCGCUCCUCUCCUGCCACCGUCAGUACAACAGAGGGCGAGGAGGGUAGUGGCGUACCGUCGGCAGACAAAAAGGUGCAGUGGCUGCUAGAUAACUAUGAGACAGCUGAAGGGGUCAGUCUGCCUCGCUCCACCCUCUACUGCCACUACCUGCUGCACUGCCAGGAGCAGAAGCUGGAGCCCGUCAACGCUGCCUCCUUUGGGAAGCUGAUCAGAUCCGUGUUCAUGGGGCUACGCACCCGCCGCCUGGGCACCCGGGGGAACUCCAAGUACCACUAUUACGGCCUGAGGAUCAAGGCCUGCUCCUCUCUGAUCAGACUGAUGGAGGACCAGCAGCACCUGGCCAUGAGACAGCAGCCCUUCUCUCAGAAACAGAGGUUGAAGCCGGUGCAGAAGGUGGAGGGGAUGACCAAUGGCAUGGCGGCAGGCUCGGGCCAACAGCAGCAGCAGCAGGGGGCGGGGCUCUCUGACAUCAGCGCCCAAGUGCAGCAGUACCAGCAGUUCCUGGACGCGUCCCGGACCCUCCCAGAGUUCCCUGACCUUGACCUGCAGGGGAAGGCCCUACCGGAGGGCAUAGAACUGGAGCACAUCAAGAGCUUCCAGCUGCUGUAUCGGGAACACUGUGAGGCUAUUCUGGACGUGACGAUCAACCUGCAGUUCACCCUGGUGGAGACCCUGUGGAAGACCUUCUGGAGGUUUGAAGAGAGCCAGAGUGGAGACACUGGCACACUGGCUGUACAUGAUGAGUCUGAGAAGCGCCUGCCUAAGGACUGUCUAGUGAUCCUGUGUAAGUACGACCCUGUGCUCCGCUGGAGCCGCGACUGUGACAACACCCUGUACCAGGGCCUGGUGGAGAUCCUCAUCCCCGAUGUGCUGCGGCCCAUCCCCAGUGCCUUAACUCAAGCCAUCCGCAACUUUGCCAAGAGUCUGGAGAGUUGGUUGACCAACGCUAUGAUGAACAUCCCAGAAGAGAUGGUCCGCAUUAAGGUAACGUCAGCCAGUUCGUUUGCCCAGACGCUGCGCAGGUACACCUCUCUGAACCACUUGGCCCAGGCAGCCAGGGCCGUGCUACAGAACACAGCUCAGAUAAACCAGAUGCUCAGCGACCUCAACCGCGUGGACUUCGCCAAUGUUCAGGAGCAGGCGUCGUGGGUGUGUCGCUGUGAGGACCGUGUGGUGCAGCAGUUGGAGCAGGACUUCAAGCUGACCCUGCAGCAGCAGAACUCUCUGGAGCAGUGGGCUGCCUGGCUGGACGGGGUGGUCUCCCAGGUCCUAAAGCCCUACCAGGCCAGUGCCGCCUUCCCCAAAGCAGCCAAGCUCUUCCUGCUCAAGUGGUCCUUCUACAGUUCCAUGGUGAUUAGAGACCUGACUCUGCGUAGUGCUGCCAGCUUCGGAUCCUUCCACCUGAUCAGACUGCUGUAUGAUGAGUACAUGUACUACCUGAUAGAACACAGAGUGGCCCAGGCUAAAGGAGAGACACCCAUCGCUGUCAUGGGAGAGUUCGCCAGUCUUGGCCGGAGUUUGAACCCACUGGAUCCAGACAAAGAAGAGGAAGAGGAGGAGGAAGAGGAGAGCGAUGACGAGUGUCAGGAGCUGUCUCUGCCCUCUGACGGGGCGGGGCUGGGGGAGGAGUCUCUGGAGCCACCUACCAAGCUGGCCAGAACCGACCAGAGAGUACUCUUCACCACGGGCCAGGACUGAACACACACACACACACACACACUGAUACACACAUGCACAAACACACUUCCAUUCACAGACUGACUUACACAAAUACUCACACAUAACUGCAUUAAUUUAUAAACAUUUGUAUACACACAUACACCAAGAUACCCUUGUAUACACUAAUAUGUACACUAGAGGUUGACACGGGAGUGAAAAUUCAUUCCUGUUCUGUCUUGUCCUGUAAAAAAAUGUUCCCUGUAAUGCCCGGAUCCUGCAGCGUUUCUAUAACCCCGGAACUUUCCUGUCCCAUUCUGAUAAAUAUCACUCCCGUCCCAUGCAGAUUUUUACACACACAAAUCAUUUAUUCCGUUACGCCUCGAUCACACCAAUAGCGUCAUUGCAUUUUGGUACACAAGAUGUAAAUUCAUUUCCACUGGAACACUGUGUUGCCUUGCAGCAUUGUGUUGCAGAGGCAGUUGCAGUGCGUUCUGUGUGGUGGAAGCGUUGGAGUUAUCGAAUGUAUGCAUCAGACUGUAUGUGAAGACGGCCUGACAGAAAUGGCAGCAGAAGGUGAAGGUUGAACUUUUGUUGAACACAUCCAGAUGAUGCUGCGUACCAUUUUGCAUAAUGACACUAUCGUGUGAUCGGGGCGUAGAGUAGUGGCUGGCUCCAACUGAAGCGAGGCGUGAGAGUGAGCUGGAAGGAAGGAAAUUAUCAUUCGAUUUUUGUCAUUAAGUGAACGAUAUUAGGCCUACACAGUUUAUUUUAAUUAAAUGCUCCACACAUUACCAUCCUGUGGUUUGUCGAUCCUGUGCUGUCCCGAACAUGACUCUAGAACUUCCCAUUCCUGACAGACCUGUUCCCAUGUCAACCUCUAAUGUACAGUUUCUACACACAUUUGAGUGUAGAUACUGUACACACACACACACACACACACACACACACACAUGUUCAUACACUCAAUAAAAAUGUCUGCAGUCUCUACACAUAGAUGCUGACCCAUCAGUACACAGACACAGUCCCAAUAAGGUCUGUAUGGCACAAGUCUGCUGUAAGCACAGAUACCACACAUGCAUGGAUGGGCACACAAUCACCGGUCCGGCAUUGCUGCACAAAGGACACAGGGUGAACUUACACACACACGCCCACGCCCACGCCCACGCCCAACCCAUGGAGUGAAGAGAAAGUGUUUGUUGUCACUUGAAUGGAUCUGUGUAUUGAACAAGGACCUGCCAUGUUUCUCUGUAUUGGUGUCACUGGCUGACAGCAGGGCAGUGCAAUGUACAUGCCAACCUAAACUACCCUCCAACAACUGUCUGCUGUACCAAGGUGGUCCUGAAGAUGUGAUGGUUAACAGUGUGUCCUCCCUUACCCAACCCUUCUGUAUAGGGAGGAACGGAGGGAGGAAGAGGAAAUGGCUGCUUACGAUUCUGCAGUUCUAAAUUGUUAAUUUAGCUCUCACUCUCAUGUCAAUCAAAGCCCAAGAGCCAGUCAGAAGGAGAUGGGGCAUGUGGGUGACAGCAGAUAGACUGUAAAGAGAGUUGUUGUGUGUGAUGCUUGUGGUGUGUGCGUGUGUGCUGGGGUCCUACUGCUGUGCUGUAUUUUUAGGGUGCGAUUGAACAUGCGUGGAUUUAUGUGAUUGUGUGUGUGUGUCUUGUAACGUGUGUCUGGUUGUACGAUUGUUGAGUCUGUGCUUCAGGAGAAGUGUUGACUGUAUAUUUGGUGGAUAUUUUCAAAGGCAUUCAAAAUCAUUUGGGGUGAAUGUUUUUAUUGGUUCUUUUUCAUUUGAUUUGUUCCUUUCCUGAAAAAGAGUGUCAUGGUUUUGGGGGUUCCUGUUACAACCACUCACACACGCACACAAAAGAUAAAACCCUGGUUUAAAGGUGUUUCCAUGUCAACCCCACAGAUGUGGAACAGUAGUCCCACAAUUUCUCUCCGCUGCAGUGUCCAUCUGCCUCUGCUGCUGAAUGUGCAGUUCUGUAAAGAGAGAUCAGUUCAAUAUAUAUUCCUGUUUGUGUUUUCAAGUGCUUCAUUGCCAUCUGUUUUAUUGGUUUCUGUUGAGACCUUUGUGGCCUCUUGUUGUCCACACGUCAUUGCGCCAGCCUUAUUUUUUAUGUUUGUUUAUCUUUUUCAUUUCUGUACCAGACAUUUCUGAUUUCAAAUAAUUACUUUGUUUACAUAUUCCAGGAAGGACUGUGCUGGACUGAGUUAAAAUGCGAUAAUAUAAUUAUAUAUAUGUGUGUCACUCUAUUUCCUUUUCAUUGUCACAAAGUGAACCUUUCUUGUCUGGUGAUGUGGUGUCAAUCUGUCACACACUAAGUAUAUGUUGUGUGUAUGUGUAUUUACUGAGAGUCGUUAUUGAGUGUGAGUGUCUAUGUUUGAUUUCAGUUCUCCUCAAAUGAGCUCUCCAUACAUACACACGCCAAGGGUCCUGCUUCGUUUGCACAGUCACAGUCAAUAACUGUCCUUUUAUAUGGUGAGAUGUCAGUAGCCUGAUCCCAAAUAUGUUUGUACUAUCUUGCCAACUCCUGGUUUGACAAUGACCAUAUAAGUUGGAGAGACAGCACAAACUGAUCGGGUACCAGGCUAGAAUAUAACAAUUCUGCCUAUUUAUCACAGACAGUCUCCAAUUCGAGAUCCCUAUAGAUCUCUUUCAUGUACAGUACUGUAUAUCUGUGUCUGAUGGAAUCGCAGCACACAGGUGUAAGGUAUUCUGAGGAAGACCCUUACAGUCGGUGCCAUUGUUGUAUGGGUUUAGCAUGGUCCCAGAUCUGUUUGUGCUGUCUUAUAGAAGUUGGAAUGACAGCACAAGCAGAUCUGGGGUCAGGCUCGAUGUGAAACGAGACAGGUGAAUCAGACACCCUAUCUUCCUCUACAUCUCUCAUUCUGUCUCACUCGUUUCCUUCCUGCUAAUGUUUUUCUGCUGUUGUUUUGUUGUUGAAGCCAUUUUCAUAGAACAUUGUCCACCACGAUCAGUUCGGUUGUUGAACAUGUAUUGUAUAAACAUUUCAUUGCAUUUAAGUGUCACAAGAAUGUUUUCAAAGGCAGCAAUGAAUAUCUUGAGCACGUAGUGUGGACCUCUAAACCAGCAUGUUUAACACUCUGGGGUGUCUGCUGCUACCACAGCUGAUGAUAUAUCCUCCCAUGUCCUGCGGAUCUCCCUAUACGAUGGCCAUUCUUUUCCAGACAAAAAUGUUUGUCAUUUUUAUAGAGUUCAGUUUCUUACUUCUAAAAGCAAAAAUGGUAUUGUGUGGCAGUGUUUUAUGAAUUUGGUCAAAUACACGUAUGACUGUGCCUUUGGGAGGUUGUAGAAUGCACUUCAAAUGUUUUUAAUUUUAAAGAUAUAAAAUAAAUUAAGAAUUUUUUAAGUUGUCA
This is a messenger RNA of Oncorhynchus kisutch (coho salmon), 6252 nucleotides long. RefSeq names its product MHC class II regulatory factor RFX1-like. Bases 172 to 2913 code for a protein of 913 amino acids. Lineage: Eukaryota; Metazoa; Chordata; Actinopteri; Salmoniformes; Salmonidae. Gene Ontology annotation, molecular function: RNA polymerase II cis-regulatory region sequence-specific DNA binding; DNA-binding transcription factor activity, RNA polymerase II-specific. Gene Ontology annotation, cellular component: nucleus. The record is from RefSeq and is a predicted model, not a curated record. Gene Ontology annotation, biological process: regulation of transcription by RNA polymerase II. The transcript is spliced from 19 exons.